GUAGUAAAUUGGACAAUACCUUAGUGCUUUCAUUCGUUGGCCAGACCCGUGUCUUAAGUUUAAAUGGUGAAGAAGUAGAAGAAACCGACAUAGCCGGUUUUGCCUCAGAUCAACAAACAUUUUAUUGUGGCAAUGUUGUACAUGAACAAAUUAUACAAAUAACGCCCAUUUCUGCCAGGCUUGUUUCCGCACAAAAUAAGACCUUAUUAGCCGAAUGGAAACCGCCUACUGAGAAAAAUAUUAGUGUCGUGGCUUGUAAUACUUCUCAAGUUAUUCUUUCCACCGGCUCAGCUUUGUAUUACUUAGAAAUUCAUCCCAAUGAAUUGAUUUUGAAAGGAAACACUACACUUGAUGUUGAGGUUGCCUGUUUGGAUAUUAGUCCCCUCGGGGAUGGCACAGCAACAUCAGAAUUGGUAGCUGUUGGACUCUGGACAGAUAUAUCAGCACGAAUAUUACGUUUGCCUGACUUAUCAGAAGCUACCAAAGAAUUGCUUGGUGGAGAAAUAAUUCCUCGUUCGGUUCUCAUGGCGUGUUUUGAGGGUCACGAUUAUUUGCUUUGCGCGUUAGGUGACGGUUCGAUGUUUUACUUUUCCUUACAUAAAGACUCGGGAACGCUGACUGAUAAGAAAAAAGUAACAUUAGGCACCCAACCGACAGUUUUGAGGACCUUCCGAUCAUUGAGCACCACAAAUGUAUUUGCCUGUUCCGACAGGCCAACGGUAAUAUAUUCAUCGAACCACAAGUUGGUGUUCUCCAAUGUUAAUAUGAAGGAAGUAAACCACAUGUGCUCCUUGAAUGCAGAGGCUUAUCCUGACAGCUUAGCUUUGGCGACAGACACUUCAGUGACAAUAGGAACAAUUGACGAAAUUCAAAAAUUGCAUAUAAGAACCGUUCAAUUACAAGAGUCGCCAAGGAGGAUCACUUACCAAGAACAAUCAAAG
This is a messenger RNA of Anoplophora glabripennis (Asian longhorned beetle), 941 nucleotides long. RefSeq names its product DNA damage-binding protein 1-like. The transcript is spliced from 4 exons. The record is from RefSeq and is a predicted model, not a curated record. Gene Ontology annotation, cellular component: site of double-strand break; nucleus. Lineage: Eukaryota; Metazoa; Arthropoda; Insecta; Coleoptera; Cerambycidae. Gene Ontology annotation, biological process: proteasome-mediated ubiquitin-dependent protein catabolic process; DNA repair. Gene Ontology annotation, molecular function: protein binding. The annotation marks the transcript as partial.